Messenger RNA from Engraulis encrasicolus (European anchovy), 6195 nucleotides. It is a transcript of the gene phldb2b, whose product is annotated as pleckstrin homology-like domain, family B, member 2b. Gene Ontology annotation, molecular function: protein binding. The coding region runs from base 320 to 5269 and encodes 1649 amino acids. The transcript has 24 exons. The record is from RefSeq and is a predicted model, not a curated record. Gene Ontology annotation, cellular component: basal cortex. Gene Ontology annotation, biological process: regulation of microtubule cytoskeleton organization. NCBI's taxonomy places the organism in Eukaryota, Metazoa, Chordata, Actinopteri, Clupeiformes, Engraulidae.
UCGACUCUCUCUCCCCUCUCUCACUGCGCAGGCGGCAAGUCAUUCCCAAGUCCCAUUCCAGCUGUUGCGCAUUCCUCAUUGCAAGUCGCCGCUGGUGCUAGUACUGGGGCAGGACAGCGCCUCUAGUCCCAGAAGAGGUGGGAAAGCUUGAUGAAUCUGUGCAGUAAUUUGCACUUAUAUUGAGAAAAACUCGGAACAACAAAAAAUCGACCAUAGGAAAUCUAAACGGUUUUGAAUUCCGCUAUUUUCGAAGUUCAAGAUCCAAGCUCGAAAACUGGAUUGAGCACCUGGGAGAGGAGUUCUGACCUUGUAUGGGAAGAUGACAGACCUCUUAUCGGUUAUGGAUAUAGAGGCAGACUCGGAGGGGAGACUGCAGCCAGAGUCAGACCAGCAGGACCCCGGCAGUCCACAGAGUCCUCCUCUGGACCUGAUAGACACGGGGAAGGCCCUGAAGGUCCAGACGGCCUCCCCUCACCUCGUCAGCCUGGGCAGUGGACGCCUCAGCAUUGCAAUCACCCUACUGCCGCUUAAGGAAGGUGUGACCCGUAUCGGCCGUGAGGACGCGCAGGUGCCCCAGGACAUCACCAUCGAUGGUGCGGGCAUCGAGGCGGAGCACUGCCUGAUCGAGAACAGGGGAGGGGUCGUGACUCUUGACCCCUGCGGUCACCUCUGCUCCCUCGAUGGCGUCCCCAUCACCAGGCCCACACCGCUCACACAAGGCUACUCUCUCUGUCUGGGCAAAUCCUACUUCUUCCGCUUCAACCACCCCGAGGAGGCUAGCCGGAUGAAGAGCAUGCUGCCUCAGAAGAGCCCUGUCUCCCCAUUGGUCUACAACACAGACUACCUGAAGUUCAGCAGUGACUACAGUAAUGUGGUGGGCGGCUCCAGCAGUACGCGGGGCAUGCGCUCGGCCUCUGAGCUGCGCGAGCUCAUGGACACCCUGCAGCGCAAGAAGGCGGCUCUGGAGUCCAGCCUGCGCACCAACGGGGACACCAGCCCCUCCUACUUCAGCAUGACCCAAUCGCCGCCCACCACACCCUCGCCCAGCACCCUCUCGCCCUAUCAGGAGCAGGCACGCAGGCUUUAUUCAGGAAGUAGCAGCAGUAGUGGAAUCGGCAGUGCUGAUAGGCCGCCUCUGUCCAUGAAGUCACCCGCUCACGUGACCAACAGCAUGCCGCCAUCGCCACGCCGAUCAGAGGGCUCGUCGCUUCCGUAUUCCAGGCCCAUCUCUCGUAACCAAUCACAAGACAACCUGCUGAUGUCAACUUCCUCCUCGAUGGACGGCCGGCGCUCGGCCAACACAGGGUCGUUGUUGUCCAUGUGGAACGGCUCCUCCUCCACGUCGUCCUCUGCCGGUAAUGGCCUGCCCCCGACACCGGGUGGCGGUAGUGGGGCGGCCAGCAUGCCCUCCAGCCCCCGCAUGGGCCGCCGCCAGCUGCUACCGGACGGAGGAUCGGGCCGCAGUAGCAACGGGGCCAGCAUGGAACCGACCCCACGCCAGAGGAAGUACUCCGCGGGCUCGCUGUCGGGCAUGGGCAUCGUCGGGUUGAGCUCCCACAGCCGGUCGCUACCGCGGCUGUACCGGCCCGCUGACGCCCAGCAACACGGCCAACAGGCACCGCAGCUCAGCCUGCUGCCCCCACGACGCUCCCUGGACUCCCAGCACCAGCAUCCACCACAGCCGGCUCCAAGGUCCUCCUCUUAUGCUGCUACUGCAGCUGCAGCCGCUGCUCACCACAUGGCUACAGCAGACUCCUCACAGCAUCAGAACGGGCACACGGAGGUGGUGUCUAUCUCUUUAUCAGCGAGGCCCAUCUCAAAACGCAGCCUGGUGCCGCCUGAUGUGACUGUGCCAUCUGCGGUGGCCAAUGCUGGCACCGCCGCUGGUGCUGCCCCCCACUCGUCCUCCACCUCCUCCAUGGCCUCCAUCACCACCAGCACCACCAGCCCCCGUCAGAUCAAGAAGGUGAGCCUGACCUCCACCAGCAGCUCCUGCUCCGACCUGGAGCCUCCGUCACCAGCCUGGCCCUCCCCGUCCCCUACCCCAGAAUCGGGCCUGAAUAUGGGCAUGGGUGUUGGUGGUGGUGGGGGCGUGGGGCUAGGCCUGGGGGAGCGGCGGGCGUCGUUUGGGAAGGCAGGUCUGGGUCCUCCUCAGGGGGCCUUCAGGGAGAGGAGGGGCAGCAUCAGCUCUCUGAGCGGCAAGGAGGAGCUGCAGGACUACCACGCCAGGCAGCGGGACGAGAGGCUACGCGAACAGGAGGUGGAGAGACUGGAGCGUCAGCGUCUGGAGACCAUCCUCAGCCUGUGUUCAGAGAUGGGCCGCGCCGAGAAAGACGCCCCCUCGGCCGUCACCGACCUCCAGAAGAUCAACAGGGAGCUGGAGAAGCUGCAGCUGUCCGACGACGAGUCCGUCUUCUCCUCGGAGUCCGGCGGGAUGUCGCCCGAUCAGAACGGCUACGCCACCUCCACGCCCAAGACCAUGCUGCUGGACUACCAGGCGUCCAUGGCGGCGUCCAUGGCAACCGGCGGCGAUCAGGAGGUCAGGCAGAGCCAGAGCCGCCAUCGCCGGAGCAGCAGCAGUGGGCAGAAGCUGGACGUCAGGGCGGAGUCUCCGGUCGUCAGUCUCAGAGGCACCGCCCCUUCUCCCUCCCCCAGGAUGUUGAGGACAAACAAGGCACCGGAGCUGGUGGAGGAGGUGCACCUGAAGCAGGAGAUGACGCGUAUCGAGGAGGAGCGCAUCCAGGUGCUCAACAACAUGGAGGAACUGGAGCAGAAGAUCAAAGACCUAGACAACCAGAUGGAGGAGUCAGUAAGAGAGAUGGAGGUGGAGAGGGCCUUGUUGGAGGGUGAGCAGGAGUCUGAGGCGUCCCAGCUGCAGCAGGACAAGGAGGCCUUAGAACAGCUCAACAGCAAGAUGGCCGACAUGGAGAAGAAACUACAGGCAGACAAGUCUCAGGACCUGGCCCUGCUCUCUGAGGAGAGGUCAAAGGUCGAGCGGCUGGCGGAGCAGGUGAGCGAGCAGAGGAGCCAGCUGGACACCUGCCCCGAGGCAAUGAGGGAACAGCUCCAGCAGCAGCUCCACAGGGACUCUGAGCUUCUGGAAGUGGAGACGAAGCGUUUUGAGGACCUGGAGUUCCAGCAGCUGGAGAGAGAGAGUCGUCAGGACGAAGACAAGGAGACGCAGAUACAGAACAUCCUCCGAGACAUCAGUGAAUACCAGCGCAGCACAGUCACUCGCAAGGAGAGACUGCUGACGCUGAAGAAGCAGACCACCCAGAUCUCCCAGCAGGCCCAAAAGGAAAAGGAGAGCUUCAUGAAGGAGAAGACCAACCUGCAGCUCAUGCUACAGAGGGAGAAGGAGAACUUUGCCAAUCUGGAGAGGAAGUACGCUGACCUGAGCGGUGGGCGGGGCUUCCCAGUCAAUCCCAACAGCAUGAAGGAGGACCUUUCCUCAUUGGCUGACGUGUGCCGGUUGGGCAGCGAGCCCUUCUACCUGGCCUCCUACCACCCCUACCUCCCCUCCCUCCCUGCCGACCUGUUGGCCUUCUCCUCUCUCCUCUCCUCUCUGUGCGCCAAGAGCGCCGAGGGCUAUGUGACGGUCACAGAGCUGAGUGAGCUCUACUCUCAGCUGGGUGUGGAACCCCCCCUGGUGGCCUCCACCCCUGUCACUGCCCCCCUCCCUCACUCAGACUCACACUCUGGCCUAGACCCAGAUUUUCACCUCCCAGGCCCAGACUCGGAGUCAUUCCUCCCAGGCCAGGGCCUCCUCCACUUGGACUCCUCUCCCCCAGAGACCCCCUCCCCUGCUGGGGCAGAUGCAGAGUCUGAUCCCCUGCCCAGCCCCGGGUCUGGGUCUUUGUUCGGUGCUGACACUGGUGGUCCAGGUGCCGGUGCUGAGGAGAAAAACUGCAACGCAGAGGAAGAGGUUUAUCUCUCUCCCUGUCCUCUACCUCUGGUCUGCCCCUCCUCUUCCUCCUCCUCUUCCUCCUGCUGUCGUGCGGUCCCCAAGCCGGCCGCUGCCUCGGUGCACUGGCCUGAGGACAUGGUGACCUACGUCAGCCCCUCUCCUCCUCCUCCUCCCUCCUCUGACUCUCCUCCUCCACUGCCCGCCAAAAAGCGCAGCAGUCGCAGGCAGCACUUCCGCACCCUAGAGGAGAGGAAGAGGAAUGGCAGGGAUGGGGGAUCCCACCAGAGCGAUACUCUUCCCCGCAAGAGGAGCCAGAACAGCCUGACUGCCCAGUUCGGCAGCUCCACACUGGGACGCAACGCCACUAAGCCUCACAUGCCGUUGGCCCAGAGCUCUAGUUGUGGGAGUAUGUUGACCCGUGCUCUCACCGUUCCCUCCAAAGACCUGGAGCCACGCCGUCUGCACAAGGGCCACAGUCAGCAGCAGGUAGGGGAGGAACCCCGCAUGCGUCUGGCCGACCUGCCCGGCCGCUCCACCUCCCAGACCAACGUCUACCUGGACUCCUUCUCCUACCAGGAGGGCGGCGGUAGCGGGCGCGCCUACGACACGCUCAGCGUAGACAGCUCCGACAGCAUGGACACCAGCAUCUCCGCAUGCUCACCUGACAACAUCUCCAGUGCCAGCACAGCUAACAUGGUGAAGAUUGAGGAGAUGGAGAGGCUGCUGAGAGAGGCCAAUCAAGAGAAGCAUCGCCUACUCGAACACAGGGAGCGAGAGAUCGAGGUGCGUAGGCAGGCCCUGGAUGAGGAGAGGAGGAGAAGAGAGGACCUGGAGAAGAGACUGCAGGAGGAAACCAGCAGACGACAGAAACUCAUCGAGAGGGAGGUGAAGAUGCGGGAGAAGCAGAGAGCACAGGCUCGUCCCCUGACCCGGUACCUGCCAGUGCGUAAGGACGACUUUGACCUGCGUGGCCACAUCGAGUCGGCGGGCCACAACAUUGAGACCUGCUACCACAUCUCCAUCACAGAGAAGACCUGCCGUGGCUUCCUGAUCAAAAUGGGCGGCAAGAUCAAGACAUGGAAGAAGCGAUGGUUCGUCUUCGACCGCAACCGCAGGACACUGUCUUACUACUCAGACAAACAUGAGGCCAAGCUGAAGGGAGUCAUCUACUUCCAGGCCAUAGAGGAGGUCUACUACGACCAUCUCAAGAAUGCACACAAGAGUCCCAACCCGUCGCUGACGUUCAGCGUGAAGACACACGACCGGGUGUACUACAUGGUGGCCCCAUCACCUGAAGCCAUGAGGAUCUGGAUGGACGUCAUUGUCACCGGGGCGGAGGGAUACACGCAGUUCAUGGUGUAGGAGCCAUCAUGCGACAUCAGAAAUGUCGUCACACAGUGUCAGAUGCCACGGGACUCUUUUUCUAACUUUUAUUUGUUUUUUGUUUUUUUGUUUUUAGUUCCUUCUCCUCCUUGGCCUUUGUACUGUGUAGAUUCUGUUUUUAUUAGUGUUUGUGUAUAUUGUAUUUUCAUACAUGUAUAUGUUUAACGAGGACUUCCAUGUCUAACAUGGGCAGUCAAGCUGUGCCUUUAAAAGUUCAAACACUUGUCUUAUAUCCUGUACAUCUCUUACUUCAUGUAAACCAAAGUGGGUUAAUAGCAAUCAUAGUAGCUCUGUAAGCUGUUAUAAUGUGUUUACAGUCUGCUCUUGCUCUCAGUGUCUCUGUGUGUCAAAGUACACACGCAUGCAUACUGUCAGCAUAACUGGCGUUCCCAUGUGCCUUAAUGAGUGAGUGUCUCCUCUCCACAAUCCUGUGAUGUGUGUGUGGAGAGAUGAUUUUGUGUUUGUGUUUGUGUUUGUGUAUGUGAAUGUGUGCGCAUGUGUUUGUGUGAAGAUGGAGUUUAGUUUUUUGUAGUGUGAGUAUGUGUGUUGGUGUCAUGUGUUUUUUUGUGUCAUGUGACUUUUUUGUGUUGUGUGCGUGUGCGUGUGUGCGCGUGUGUGCGUGUUUCUCCUGGGGUACUUUCAGUGAUGGUGUGUCGUAGACUGUGGCCUUUCUCAGGGAUGGGACUUCUCUACUCCCUUUUCUUGCUGACUCGCUCACUUAGCUGGUACCUUCACUGCCACAUGUGAUCUGAUUGGAUCUGAAAUUCACAUCUAAACUGAAACCCUCAGAGAAACCUUACUUCUGUGUUGAACUAGUAUGUGUCCCUGUCAACAUGUCUUCUUUUUAGUGUUUUUACUGUUAACACGUCUACUUUUGGUGUUUGCGUGUGAGUUUGUGUGAGAGA